CUGACAGUUCGGGAGCGUAUUCGCUUGCAAGUUGUUUUGCGUAAAUAAAUAUCUGCCCAACCGAUGAGUCACAAAAAGCGAACAUUGUUUCCUUCCCUGGCUUGUGCCGGUAGUUGCAGCUCUCCUUUGCCACAGCGUGUUCAACCGUAUUCAACCCGUUGGUUGCAAUUGCAGCGUUUUUACGCACCGGAAACCUUCGCAAGAUCGAUCUUCCAGUGAUUUUAAUUGUUGUGAUAUUAUACAUUUCAAACGAUUCCACCGAAGAGUACUGUGCCAAUUAGAGCUGUCGAGUUUAGUUGAAUGCAACCAUUGACGAAAGCCUUCAGCGCAAUGUUCAGCCGAAAGCAAGAGGACAGCAGCGAUACGCGAGGAAUGCCGCACGGUUCACCCAUCGCGAGCGGUUCACAGACGGCGAAUGGGAUAAUACGGCCCGCGUACGUCAUCGAACGGUACGCUGCCUACUACCCGAUGAACCACAAACGGCGCGGCAUGGCACUGAUCUUUUCGCACAACAAGUACAACGUGCGCAAUGUUAGUCUGCCGGUGCGCGAAGGCAGCGCCAUAGACUGUAAACGGCUGAAGGAAACGCUGGAGCUGUUCCGGUUCGAUGUGAAGGUGUAUCCCGAUUUUAAACUGGAAGAAAUCAAGUCCGUCAUUGGGAAGGUAUCGUCCAUGGACCACAGCGACAGUGACUGUUUUCUGGUCGCUAUCCUCACGCACGGCGAGGACGGGGGCAUUGUGUACGCCUAUGAUCAACCGUACGAACUGUCCCUCAUCUGGAGCUUCUUCACGGCCGACAACUGUCCAUCGUUGGCCGGGCGGCCGAAGAUUUUUGUCAUUCAGGCGUGCCGUGGGAACCAGCUCGAUCACGGCGUAAAGGUGCAGAAGGACGGCGUCGCACGGUACAGCAUCCCUACGCAUGCUGACUUUCUGUUUGCGUACGCCACGAUCCCGGGCUUCAUGGCGUUUCGCAACACGACCGAGGGUUCCUGGUUCAUCAACGAGCUGUGCAAGGAGUUGCAGGAAAACGGGCACAGGUACGACAUUAACACGCUGCUCACCUUCGUCACGCAGAAGGUGGCGUACGAUCACGAGUCGGUGUCGAACAUGCCGGAGUACAAUAUGCGCAAACAGACGCCAUGUGUCGUGUCGAUGCUGACCCGUUUGCUGCUGUUCAAUGUGGUUUAAUAACGAGCGCGGACUCGAACUUUUUAUCGAUAUCGAAUCAAUGCCUAAGGCAUAUUUUCCUAUAUUUUAACGUUCUACCUCAAGGUACAGUCGUAUCGUGUUUCUUUUGAUUAAUAAUUUGGUUUAUUUAGGAAUAAUGGUUUAAUCUCAGUUUGCAACAAAAGCGUGCAUAAAAUUAACACCGAUGCUGUACGGCAGGAGCGAAACACCAAAACACAGUGUCGUGCAAUACGAACGUAGUAACGUACUCCACCGUCAAUAAGGCAUUCUUAAUUUUAAUGCAUUUGGAUCAAAAGUAUUCGAUGGAAAAAAGUCAUACCAUUAUUUUAAAGCCCGUGAUUUUACCAGUGGCACUAAAAGAAUAUUUAUUUUUAUACCGUAUAAUAUUUAACACAUGAAGCAGGGCGAAAAUAAAAAUCGUAACAUUUCUAUA
This is a messenger RNA of Anopheles merus, 1621 nucleotides long. RefSeq names its product caspase-like. NCBI's taxonomy places the organism in Eukaryota, Metazoa, Arthropoda, Insecta, Diptera, Culicidae. The coding region runs from base 301 to 1188 and encodes 295 amino acids. Gene Ontology annotation, biological process: proteolysis. Gene Ontology annotation, molecular function: cysteine-type endopeptidase activity. The transcript has 4 exons. The record is from RefSeq and is a predicted model, not a curated record.